Aureobasidium namibiae CBS 147.97 is the source of this 1599-nucleotide messenger RNA. Its product is annotated as amino acid permease-like protein. The record is from RefSeq and is a predicted model, not a curated record. The coding region runs from base 1 to 1599 and encodes 532 amino acids. Gene Ontology annotation, biological process: transmembrane transport. The transcript has 5 exons. Gene Ontology annotation, cellular component: membrane. Gene Ontology annotation, molecular function: transmembrane transporter activity. Lineage: Eukaryota; Fungi; Ascomycota; Dothideomycetes; Dothideales; Saccotheciaceae.
AUGGCUACUGCUGCGGAGGCCGAUCUGGCCCGUAUGGGCUAUAAAUCGGAACUGCCCCGAAGUUUGAGCAUGAUGAGCGUUCUUGGGCUUUCCUUUGCGAUCAUGGCUGUGCCUUUCGGAUUGAGCACGACAUUUUACAUCACACUCGCAGACGGUCAGAGUGUAACGAUUCUAUGGGGCUGGGUCUUAGUGUCUUUGAUAUCUCUCUCAAUUGCAGCUUCAUUGGCCGAGAUUUGUGCUGUGUUUCCUACUGCUGGAGGCGUAUACUAUUGGGCGGCUAUGCUCAGCACCAAGAAAUAUGCUCGAUUGAGUUCUUGGAUCACAGGUUGGUUGACUCUGGUUGGCAACUGGACUGUCACCACAUCGAUCAACUUUUCGGGAGCACAAUUGAUCUUGAGCGCAAUUAGUCUCUGGAACGAGGACUUUGUGCCUAACGCGUGGCAGACAGUACUGAUGUUCUGGUGUGUUAUGCUUAUCUGCAUGCUCCUCAACAUUUUCGGCUCCAAGUACCUGGAUUUGUUCAACAAGAUCUGCAUCUACUGGACUGGAGCUAGUGUAAUCAUCAUCAUGGUCGUCUUGCUGGCCAUGUCAGACAACUACAGAAGUGGAGAAUUUGUCUUUGCUCACUACGAUGCGAGUGAUAGUGGUUGGCCGAGUGGUUGGGCUUUCUUUGUUGGUCUACUUCAGGCUUCGUAUACUUUGACUGGUUACGGCAUGGUCGCUGCAAUGUGUGAAGAAGUUCAGAAUCCCGCCCGAGAGGUGCCCAAGGCAAUUGUUCUGUCUGUCGCUGCCGCAGGUGUUACUGGUGUUUUGUACCUGAUUCCGAUUCUUUUCGUGCUACCCGACGUGCAAAUGCUUCGGGACGUCGCCAAUGGUCAGCCUAUUGGUCUUUUGUUCAAGACGGUCACAGGCUCCGCAGCCGGUGGCUUUGGACUGCUAUUCCUGCUUCUUGGUAUCCUUUUCUUCGCUGGUACCGGUGCUCUGACAGCCGCCAGUCGUUGCACAUACGCUUUUGCUCGUGAUGGCGCAAUUCCUGGAUCUCGUAUCUGGUCUCGAGUUGACAAACGAUUCGAUAUUCCUCUCUGGGCUUUGGUUCUGUCGACUGUGGUUGAUUGCUUGCUGGGUCUGAUCUACUUCGGUAGCACUGCAGCCUUCAACUCUUUCACUGGAGUAGCCACAAUCUGCCUCUCGACCUCAUAUGGAUUGCCGAUUCUGGUCAGCGUAUUGCGUGGACGCAAGAUGGUCGCUCACUCCUCCUUCUCUCUGGGUCGUUUUGGCAUGGCAAUCAACGUGCUCACCCUCUGUUGGAUCGCCUUGGCUGUCGUCUUGUUCAGCAUGCCGGUCACGCUGCCAGUCGACCCGAGCUCUAUGAAUUAUGCAUCUUGUGUAUUCGCAGGCUUCGCUGCCAUUAGCGUAGUAUGGUACUUCAUCCGCGGACGCAAAGCAUUCACUGGGCCACCAGUUCCUGCUGAUGCUGAUGUUGAUGUCAGUAGCGAUGUCGGUGUCGUCAAAGGCCAAGCUGUGGAUUCUGACUUGGAGAAGAGUUCGAGCGCUGUGCACAAGAAGAUGGUUAAUGAGCCAACGAAGACUAUGAUUUGA